AUGGGGGGCGAAGCCGCGGAGUGCUGAGUUAGUGAGAUACUUCAAAAACUCAGCGAUACCGAAGCAAAGAAGAAGAUUCACCCAAAAUCAAUUCUGAACAAAAUCUCAUCAUUCCAUUUCUAUUUUCUGAUCAAAUCUCCACCGGAGCAUCGCCGGCGACGACAAAUGAUUCGGACUUGAGUUUCGGACAAAGGAUCGACGGAAUCGUACUGUUAUUAGUUAGAAUACCUGAAAUGUUCACAAACGAGACGGACGGAGAGGUCGUAAUGUUGCUCGAUAUGCGAACGGUUGAGAAAGAGAUGGAUAGUGACAAUCUACUGAAUCGGAGCUAUUCGGAGGAUCUUGAUCCUAAUUUGGAAACUGUGCCGUUUUCCGGUUCCGAAGCUAAUAAUAAUGGUGGAUGUUCACCUGUCUCCAAGAAUAUUGUAUCACCUAUUCCACCGCGGAAGAUCAGAACGGAGGAUUUUAUGGAUUCAGAAAAUGAAAAAUCUGAUUACGACUGGCUCCUCACACCACCUGGGACCCCACUUUUUCCAUCAAUGGAGACGGAAUCACAGAAAAAUGCAACGAAUAAGAAUGAUAUGCUGAAUUCUCGUUCCACUGCUCUGAAACCUAGGCUCGUAAACAUCCAGGAAGAUUGUAACUCAGUGAGUAACAUUACAUCCAAGCAUCCGAAUUUGCAAUCUGGACAACUGAAUUCUUCAUGUGCUAGCAACAAAAAGCCAUCAUCAAAGACUUCUUCAGCUACUGCUUCCAGAUCUGCGACACCAACUUCACGCCCAACAUUAACUAAAAGUACGAAGCCUUCAAGAUCAGCCACACCAACUUCUCGAGUUAACGCUAAAGCUUUGGCACCUUCGGUGAGAUCUUCAACACCUUCAAAAACUACUGCUCGGCCAUCAACACCAACUGAAAGAUCCGUGUCAACUACAAAGCAAACAUCAAGAUCAGCGACACCUAAUCGUUGUCCAUCAAAGCCAACAUGUUUGUCUAUCGUAUCACGUCCCCAUGGCCAGUCGUCUUCAACAUCAAAAUUUUCAGCUAGAAGUUCUAGUAAUCCAAGACCUUCACGGGGCACCUUUCCAUCCAUUAAAACCAGACCUUCAAAACCCUCCGAGGCGCCAAAUUUCCCACUUGAUGAAGCUGCACGUCCAAUGCCCGAAAGGCCGGCUUCAGCCACCAAGGGAAGACCAAUUGCAGCCGAUAGUGCUAAAUCAUCAUCUGGUAGGACUAUGUCCAAUGGGAAAACUAGACAGAAACCAAGCUCUCCUUCGAAGCAACUUGCCUCAAACGGAAGUAGUGCAUAUAACAGUGGCAAAGUAUUUCCAUUCAAGCAAAGAAUACGUUCCUCUGACGAUAAUGAGGUUAGCCCUGUGGUCAUGGGGACAAAGAUGGUUGAAAGGGUAGUGAACAUGAGAAAACUUGCCCCUCCGAAACAAGGCGAGUACCGCCCGAGCAUUGGUGAUCCUACCAGCAAGUCCUCUGCUGACAUCUCUGGCUUCGGAAGGACACUUUCAAACAAAUCACUAGAUAUGGCUUUGAGGCACAUGGAUAUAACACGAAGCAUUUCGGGCAAAGUACGCCCGGUGAUUACAAAAAUUCAGGCUUCCUCCAUGAACAAUGGCAGUUCAAGGUCUGCAAAAGUUGGAAUGACUGGAGUUUCAGACUCUCCCCUUGCUACAAGCAGCAAUGGCAGUUCAGCACCAAGCGCAUGGAGUAGUUCGAUUCGUCUAGAUGACAGUGAGACUGAAGACAACGAGCCUGCCGUGGAGAUGGUCUCAUCAUAGGAAGCUCCUUCUCUCCCGGCCAGCAAUGUUGGCUACAUUACCAGGUUCUUCCAACUGCCAACUUUUCGCCGUAUAGCUCAUGGAUCCGUUCUAAAGGAGGGUUUGUUGUAGGGAAGCAAAUACAUUGUAGUUAUGUACAAUUUAUCAAAGAUUAGUGUCAUAGUAAUUGUAUGGAUCUUCUAUGAUUUAAGAGAAUAGUUUGUUCUGAAGAGAAAAGAAAUCGUAUUCUAGUUAAUGAAUUUGAAGAGAUCCUUCAGAUGAGAUUUGUUGCUACGUUGUUGGGAUCUCCAUUGUAUGGCUGCUUCAAAUAGCCAACCAAAUAACAUUCUGUUAUAUAAUUUUAUUUUUGUUAAAAAGCA
Molecule: messenger RNA, 2146 nt
Organism: Benincasa hispida (wax gourd)
Lineage: Eukaryota; Viridiplantae; Streptophyta; Magnoliopsida; Cucurbitales; Cucurbitaceae
Biological process (GO): cortical microtubule organization
Cellular component (GO): cortical microtubule
Source: RefSeq, a predicted model, not a curated record